This is a messenger RNA of Ilex paraguariensis (yerba mate), 453 nucleotides long. NCBI's taxonomy places the organism in Eukaryota, Viridiplantae, Streptophyta, Magnoliopsida, Aquifoliales, Aquifoliaceae. The record is from the annotation of a GenBank genome assembly.
AUGUGUCAGCCUUUCUCAUUAGGUAAUCAUGUUGGAUAUUUUGAUGCUGGAGUAACAUUAUUUUUGCCUUCUCUAGGCAAGCCCUUGGAACUCAAGCUGCUUGCAACUAGGUGCCCUGCUUCUGGCGCCCUGCUUCUCGCGCCCCUUCUAAUGCCCACUCUUGUAUCUACACCUACCCAUGUGCCCAAGCCAAGCACGGCCCAGUUGCCUACGACUAUGCUGUUACCUGAGCCCCUGCCUAUACGCUGUCACUACCUCGACACUCGCCCUAACCCUGACGCCUGCAACCUCAACCACGACACCAGCCGCUGCCGGGUGCAAGAACCAACUGCUGCCACAGCCUCGGUGCCCACAUUGCCCACGCCUGCAAUGCCUGUGCCUGCCUCACUUGUGGUGCCCAUGCCAGUGGCACCCACGCCCGCCUCACCCGUGCCACCCGCGCCCACUGCUUAA